AUGUCUUAUAACGACCCUACUAUUGAAAAAACCGCAAUCUUGGCCAAGUAUUUGGACCUUGACCAACGUGGCGCUGUGAUUGCCGAAUAUGUGUGGAUCGACGGGUCCGGAAACGCGCGUUCCAAGGGUCGCACUUUGUCUAAACCCGUCACCAGCGUCGACGAGCUUCCCGAGUGGAAUUUCGACGGUUCCUCGACCGGCCAAGCUCCAGGCCACGACUCUGACGUGUACUUGAAGCCCGUGGCUUUCUACCCAGACCCCUUCCGUCGCGGUGACAACGUCUUGGUUCUAGCCGAGUGCUGGAACAACGACGGCACCCCAAACAAGUUCAACCAUCGUCACGAGGCUGCCAAGCUUUUCGAAGCCCACCGCUCCUCCGAAAUCUGGUUUGGUCUAGAACAGGAGUACACGCUCUUUGACGCCGCCGACAAGGUCUACGGAUGGCCCACCAACGGGUUCCCAGCUCCUCAAGGUCCUUACUACUGUGGUGUAGGUGCUGGCAAAGUGUACGCCCGUGACAUGAUCGAAGCCCACUACCGUGCGUGUCUAUAUGCUGGCAUCAAGAUCGCCGGUAUCAACGCCGAAGUCAUGCCUUCCCAAUGGGAAUUCCAAGUUGGUCCUUGCACCGGUAUCGAAAUGGGUGACCAGCUAUGGAUUGCUCGUUACCUAUUGUCUCGGGUGGCUGAAGAAUUCGGUGUCAAGAUCUCGCUCCACCCUAAGCCUUUGGCCGGCGACUGGAAUGGUGCUGGCUGCCACACCAACGUCUCCACCAAGGAAAUGCGUGUUCCAGGUGGUAUGAAGCACAUCGAGGAUGCUAUCGAAAAGCUCAGCAAAAGACACAUUGAGCACAUCAAGCUUUAUGGUGCCGACAACGACAUGCGUCUAACCGGCCGUCACGAAACCGCCUCGGUGACCAGCUUCUCUUCUGGUGUUGCCAACCGUGGUGCCUCAAUCAGAAUCCCCAGAUCUGUGGCUAAGGAAGGUUAUGGUUACUUUGAAGACAGAAGACCUGCUUCUAACAUCGACCCUUACUUGGUCACCGGUAUCAUUAGUGAAACCGUUUGCGGUGCUAUCGACAACGCUGACAUGACCAAGGAGUAUGAAAGAGAAAGUUCUUAA
This is a messenger RNA of Lachancea lanzarotensis, 1119 nucleotides long. It is a transcript of the gene GLN1, whose product is annotated as LALA0S12e02234g1_1. The transcript has a single exon. Gene Ontology annotation, cellular component: cytoplasm. The coding region runs from base 1 to 1119 and encodes 372 amino acids. NCBI's taxonomy places the organism in Eukaryota, Fungi, Ascomycota, Saccharomycetes, Saccharomycetales, Saccharomycetaceae. The record is from RefSeq and is a predicted model, not a curated record. Gene Ontology annotation, molecular function: glutamine synthetase activity.